Panicum virgatum (switchgrass) is the source of this 1605-nucleotide messenger RNA. RefSeq names its product transcription termination factor MTERF4, chloroplastic-like. Bases 100 to 1332 code for a protein of 410 amino acids. Gene Ontology annotation, molecular function: double-stranded DNA binding. The record is from RefSeq and is a predicted model, not a curated record. The transcript has a single exon. Gene Ontology annotation, cellular component: chloroplast. Lineage: Eukaryota; Viridiplantae; Streptophyta; Magnoliopsida; Poales; Poaceae. Gene Ontology annotation, biological process: regulation of DNA-templated transcription; chloroplast organization.
UUGUGCGAUAACCGCUAGCCCAUAGGCCAUAGCCCCUUCCUUCGGUCCCCAUCCUCGGCGUCGCUGCGUGCUUCCCCGCCGGCGCCGGCGCCGGCAGCUAUGCUCCCCGUCCAGAAACAACACCUUCCUUUCUCCUUCCGUCCCCAUACGACCGUGACGCUCCUCUCGUUGCGGCACCACCAAUGCCGUCUACCCACGACACGAUUCUCCACCACCGCCGCCGCCGCCGCCGCCGCCGCCGCCGCCUACUCAGCUAGCCGCGCCGACCCCUUCGCCGUCGAGGAAUACCUCGUAUCCACUUGCCAUCUUACCCCAGCGCAGGCGCUCAAGGCCUCCAAGGUGCUCUCUCACCUCAAGUCCCCCUCCAGGCCCGACGCAGUGCUCGCCUUCCUAUCGGGCCUCGGUCUCUCCGACGCUGACAUCGCCGCCGCCGUCGCCUACGACCCGAAGCUCCUCUGCUCCGAGGUCGAGCGCACGCUGGCCCCGCGCCUCGCAGAGCUCCGGGACCUCGGCCUCUCGCCGUCCCAGAUCGCCCGCCUCGUCCUUGUUGACCCCGCGCGCUUCCGCCGCCCCACCGUCGUCUCCAAGCUGCAGUACUACGUCCCCCUCUUCGGCUCCUUCGACAACCUGCUCCAGGCUGUCAGGAGCAACGCCUACCUCCUCAGCUCCGACCUCGAGCGGGUGGUCAAGCCCAACGUCGCGUUCCUGAUGGAGUGCGGGCUAGAUGCUUGUGAUAUUGCCAAGCUGUCCGUCCCCGUGCCCAGGCUGAUCACCACCAACCCAGAACGCGUCCGGGCCAUGGUGGAGCGAGCCGAGGCUGUCGGCGUGCCUCGUGGAACCGGGAUGUUCAGGCACGCACUGCUCGCAGUCGCGUUCCUUAGCGAGGAGAAGAUCGCCGCCAAGGUGGAGUUCCUGAAGAAGACGUUCCGGUGGUCAGAAUCUGAGGUGGCCAUUGCGGUUUCCAAGCUACCGUUGAUAUUGAAGCACUCUAAGGACAGGCUGCGCCGCAUGUCGGAGUUCCUGAUCACCCAGGUCGGGUUGGAACCAGAGUACAUAGCUCACAGGCCUGCUCUGCUUACAUAUAGCUUGGAGCGCCGCCUGAUGCCCCGGCAUUAUGUUGUGAAGUUCCUUAAGGAAAAUGGAUUGCUGGAGCAGGACCGGAGCUACUAUACCGCAGUCCAAGUGAGUGAGAAUGUCUUCAUGGAGAAGUUCAUACAUCCUUACAAGGAAGCUGUACCAAGCCUUGCCCAAGACUAUGCUGCUGCUUGCAGAGGAGAAUUACCUGCUACCCUCAGAUUUCAGGAACCCUGCACAGGCCCGGCAAAUGCUUAGCUAUGUAGUGCUUAUCAGUGUUUAGACACUGAUGAGGAGUGAGCUGGUAGUUUUGUAAGUGUUCUUGCCUAAUCACAUGCUGGUUCGGUUGUGGUUAACACCCAGUGGAACUAGUAUUUUGAUUCUUGAAUCCUGAUUAUAGACUUGACUUCUGGUAAAGAAGCAGGUGUGGCAUAGUUAUGACCAUAACUAGAUCUAUCUUUUCUCUGUGUUGAUUAAGUCGACUGGAACCUUCAGCAUCUUUACCUUUUGAGAAGCUUUGUUGGUCACCAA